Molecule: messenger RNA, 882 nt
Organism: Pediculus humanus corporis (human body louse)
Lineage: Eukaryota; Metazoa; Arthropoda; Insecta; Psocodea; Pediculidae
Product: ketosamine-3-kinase, putative
Exons: 2
Coding region: 1-882 (293 amino acids)
Source: RefSeq, a predicted model, not a curated record
AUGGAAGCUUUUUUAAAAGAACAACUCGAUUUAAAAGUAUUAAAAAGUGUUGAAACUCAAUCCGGGUGUAUUAGUGCCGGAAAAGUUUAUGAAACAGAUAAAGGAAAAAUAUUUGUUAAAGUUAAUACAGGGUCAGAAGCGGAUGUCAUGUUUCAGGGAGAAUAUGAAUCCCUUAAUAAGAUUUUUGAAACUAAGAUAAUAUCAGUUCCUAAACCCAUUCUGGUUGCUAUGGAUUAUUUGAAUUUUAACGGCCUUAACAAAUACUCUUCGCAAUUAGGUAAAUCAUUAGCUGAGUUGCAUUUACAUAAUAUAAAAGCUUUAAAAAAAAAAGAAAAAUCUGAAAACUUAGUCGGUUCUCAAUAUGAAGCAAUUGAAAAAUUUGGAUUUCACAUUCCAACAGCUUGUGGAUAUAUACUUCAAAAUAAUGAAUGGUCAAGUGAUUGGGUUAGUUUUUAUGCUACACAAAAACUCAAUCAUCAAAUCAAUCUUAUUUUAAGAAAAAAAGGAAGCAGAGAAAUCAAUGAAUUAUGGUCGCAAUUACAAUUGAAAAUUCCAUUAUUUUUUAAGAAUAUUGAAAUUGAGCCAUCAUUAUUACAUGGUGAUUUAUGGUGUGGAAAUGUAGGAGAAACAGAAUCGGAACCUGUAAUCUUUGAUCCUGCUUCAUUCUAUGGUCAUCACGAAUACGAUUUGGCAAUCGCUGUCAUGUUUGGAGGAUUCGAUAAAACCUUUUUCGAUUCAUAUCACAGCAUAAUAAAAAAGACUGAAGGUUUCAAUAAACGACAAGAAUUGUAUCUUCUUUUUCAUCACUUGAAUCAUUGGAACCAUUUUAACUCUCACAAAAACUCUAGUCUUCAAAUUAUGAGAAAUCUAAUAUCAACUUAA